Akanthomyces muscarius is the source of this 2688-nucleotide messenger RNA. RefSeq lists its product as uncharacterized. The transcript has a single exon. The record is from RefSeq and is a predicted model, not a curated record. Bases 1 to 2688 code for a protein of 895 amino acids. Gene Ontology annotation, cellular component: ribonuclease MRP complex; nucleolar ribonuclease P complex. Lineage: Eukaryota; Fungi; Ascomycota; Sordariomycetes; Hypocreales; Cordycipitaceae. Gene Ontology annotation, biological process: tRNA 5'-leader removal.
AUGGGCAACAAGCAAGCUCCUGCUGGUCCAGGAGGACCUGGACAGGGCAAAAGGAAACCCGGCAGCGCGUCCUCUGGUGGCCGUAACGAUAACCCCCAGGCAGCGCGACGCGCCAAAGUCCACCUUGCGCGCAACAUUCCCGUCGAGCCCGCGCAAUCUGCCCUUAAGGAUGGCGAGCUGGACCUGCAGGCCUUUGUGGCCGCCCACGAAUUCGAAAUUCGCUCCCUUGAGCAGAGCAUGGCCACAUCCAAGGCCGUGGGGAGCUCGCGCGCCUUCCAGCAGGUUCCCCGCGGGCUGCGCCGACGCACCGCGAGCCACAACCCGCGCAGAGUACCCCGGCGGCUGCAAGCGCGGGCAAGGAAAGAAAUGGCAGACGACAACACACCCAUGGUACAACCCAGGCGACGAAAGCCGACAUCUACGCGCGCGCGACUACGAGCGGAGACGGCGAAGCGUUUGCGGCUCCUGGCAGCGAGGACACGACGGCGAAAGAUGAUUGCAAAGGGCACAAAGACGGGCGACGAGGCAGAAAAGCCCUUGACGCAAAGGCCGCGCCCUAAAAUUCGAAGAAACCAGCUAAAUGAGCCGCCCUUGCCGCCUUCGAGAUUCCGAAAGCGACAAAUACACAAGACUUGGCUGCCCACACACCUAUGGCAUGCCAAGCGCGCGAGAAUGACGCCGCCAAACAACCCGCUGUGGCGAUUCGCCAUUCCGUUGACCCCCAGCGAGAAGAUCUAUCGACCGACCCACCGGUCGCAAGGCGAACGAGGAACACUGGUUUGGGACACAAGUUAUAUGAGCACCAUUGGUCUCUACGGCCAUGAGGCUGGGCUCAGUCGCGUGUUGAAGCGACUUGGCUUCACCGACGCUGCAUACUGGAAUGGUCAAGCAAAGAAGUGGCUGGCAGGUACACGUUCAAGUUCUGCUACUAUUUUCCGGGAUCACAAUGGACGACCACGGCCAAUGUGCCCGUGCACUGUUCUCUGGAACCCUCAACCUGCCGCGCAGGAUGAGAGUAGUACGCAGCGACAGGUGUUUCUGCGCAUGCAUCCAUCUGCGUUCAAAGAAGUAUUUGACGAGCUGCUUCGACUGACGAGAAUGGAAACGCCACGCCUGUAUAUUGAAGAUCUGCGCUUUGAGAUUGGGAGCAUUGAGCUCACCGGCCCCGCGUCAACAGAAGCGCUGCUUGCAGUACUAACCCCCCAUCCUGCUGCGGAAGGAUCGGGGCUGAACCAGGGGCGGGUGUUUGAAUCUCUCCAUGGUCUUACAAACCCGUCGGCACUAGCGGCCAGCGUAACACUGGCCUUUACAAUUCAAGAUCCGCGACUCCGAUACCCACCAAGACGACUUGAGGGCUGGGAUAAUGAUCGGCUUCAAGAAAAGCUCAUGGAAAAUAUAGUGGAGUGGCCUGUUGAGCAUCAACUGGAUGGCAAUCUGCUAUUCGAUAGGAAUGCUCGGCACCAAGGCUCGGCAUUGCCCUCGCAACAGGCGAUUUGCAGGCGAAGAAGCGUGAUUACGGCAGGAGCUUUUCUCAAACCCACGAAAAGCGAUCCGCAGAUACCUGUUACUCUUUUAGCCUGCCGCUCUGCUUCCGGAACACAGACACAGGGAUCUUGGACGCUGAUGCUGCCAUGGAAGUGCGUGCUGCCAGUCUGGCACAGCCUGGUACACUACCCUCUCAUUUCUGGAGGGAACCCCCGCUUCGCAGGCGUCAACGAGUCCAUGCAAGUGGCAUUCGAGCGCGGCGUCCCCUGGUUCCCCGCAGACUAUCCUGGCACAGAUGAAGGAGCCGACUGGGAACUCACGCAGCGUGCAAAGCGCAGAAAAGACUACGACAAGCGACCAAAGAGCAAGCGGACCGAAUGGACCUCGCUUGAUCUCGGCGCGGGCCGGAAAGGAGAGCUUGGUGACGGCCUGACCUGCGAUUUUGAGCUCCUCUUUGGCCUCAAGCCGGAAAGCAGAGAGCCCAACGUCGCAGAAGCUCCUCCCGGCGACGCAAUGCAGGGCGUUGAAACGACGGCAGCUCCGGGCGUCUCGAAUUUGAACCAACUCAAGCUGUUGAACCAGGUCUCUAAAGGAGAUCUGCAGUCUCAGCUCGACGCGACACCGACUCAAGCGCUACCGGCAAAUGCCAUUACGAGCGUGCGCAUCAUGAUUGCCGGCCGCGGGGUGGUCACGAGCUGCGCCCGCAUCUACCGCCUGCCGAAGCCAUGCGCUGCAGCUCCCGACUCGUCCAAUAUCGAAGUGCCAUCUACCGUUCCUCACGGCGCCUCUCUAGAACCGCACGGCCUGCCCUUUAACCUGCGCGCGCAAUGGCUCGUCAAGCUUUCCACAGAAAAAGCGCCGUUCAAGGCGAUGCCAAAGGGGCCCAAUGCCCUCGAUAUGGACCAUCGAAAGCGCCGGCUCGCGCAGACGCUAACGGCACCGCCUGCGCAGUAUCCGCCUCCGCCGACAAACCACGACGGUAUUGGCGGCCACCACCCUCUUGUCCCCGACGCCGAUGACCUGAUUGGAUUUGUCACGUCGGGCUCCUACAACAUGGCGCAUGGGCGAGGCACUGCCGUCGGCGCCAUUGCUGUCGAAAAGGUGCUCGCGGAUCUGCGCACGACGCCCAAAGAGGCAAAGCUGUGCAUUGUGCGGAAUGCGGGCGAAAAUGUCGGCUGGCUGGCGCGGUGGGAGCAUGUAUAA